Messenger RNA from Megalops cyprinoides (Indo-Pacific tarpon), 3644 nucleotides. RefSeq names its product tetratricopeptide repeat domain 13 (gene ttc13). Lineage: Eukaryota; Metazoa; Chordata; Actinopteri; Elopiformes; Megalopidae. The record is from RefSeq and is a predicted model, not a curated record. The transcript is spliced from 23 exons. Bases 7 to 2487 code for a protein of 826 amino acids. Gene Ontology annotation, molecular function: protein binding.
CACAACAUGGCACCUGCUGGCCGGGGUGUUGUUGUGGUUGCGCUGUCGUUGCUGUGCUUAUGCCGAGCCAUAUUUUCCACUGAAUACUUUUCUACACUCACGUUCUUCAACAGUGACCUGCACAAGCAUGGCUGCAGCUCUCCAUCCGAAUGGGAAGAAUACGCGGCGGAUUGUGAGGCGUCUAUUCUUCAGCUGGAGGACCCAGACUGUGAGGAAGGGGGCAACCCGCCAUGCGAGUCAGUCUUCUCUCUGAAUGCAGAGAAGAUCCUGAGCCAGGCGAGACUGUUCAUCGAGCAGAAGCGUUUCCCUUUUGCGGUCGACAACCACAGCACAAAUGAAGAGCUAGCAAUAGGAUAUGUGCUGAUUGGAAAUGGCCUGUACGAUGAAGCCAUCAAACACUUCUCCUUAAUGUUGCAGGGGGAUCCUGAGUUGGUCAGCGCUAUCUAUGGAAGAGGAAUUGCAUAUGGCAAGAAGAGUUUGCAGGACAUUAAGAAUGCAGACCUUGCACUUUAUGACCUGAGCCGAGUGAUCGCCCUGGAGCCGAACCGCCCAGAGGUGUAUGAGCAGCGGGCGGAGAUCCUCUCUCCACUUGGGCGAAUCAGUGAGGCUUUGAGUGCUCUCUCCAAAGCCAUUCAGCUGCAGCCCUCUGCCCGUCUCCAUAGACACAGAGGAACCCUGCUCUUCAUAUCAGAAGACUAUGUAGCUGCUAUGGAAGAUUUUCAGCAGUCUUUGGAGCUGAAGAAGAACCAGCCCAUCGCCAUGCUGUAUAAGGGCCUGACGUUCUUUCACAGAGGAAUGCUCAAGGAAGCCAUUGAAACAUUCAAAGAGGCUCUGAAAUUAAAGUCGGACUUCAUAGAUGCAUACAAAAGUCUGGGACAGGCUUAUAGGGAGCUGGGGGAUUUUGAAGCUGCUAUGGAGAGCUUCCAGAAGGCACUGCUGCUAAAUCAGAACCACAUUCAGUCCCUGCAGCUGAGAGGCAUGAUGCUUUACCACCAUGGCAGCCUGCAGGAGGCCAUACGCAAUUUCAAGAGGUGUCUGCAACUGGAGCCCUACAAUGAAGUUUGUCAGUACAUGAAGGGCCUCAGUCAUGUGGCCAUGGGCCAGUUUUAUGAAGGUAUCAAAGCGCAGACAAAAGUCAUGCUAAACGAUCCACUGCUGGGCCAGAAGGCCAGCUCUGAAUAUCUCAAAGUCAAAUACCUCAGAGAAUACUCUCGUUAUUUGCACUCACAUCUUGAUAUACCUGUGGCAGAAUAUAAUGUUGAUCAGGAUCUUCCAGGAAACUUCAAAAACCACUGGGCAAAAAAUCUUCCUUUCCUUAUAGAGGACUAUGAGGAGCAGCCAGGACUGCAGCCGCACAUAAAGGAUGUUCUACCUCAGAACUUUGACAGCUAUAACGCUGAAGUUCAGAAGCUCAUAUGCACUGCUGAUCACCUUGGUGCCCUUAUGCAGUACAACACGCCAGGAUUCCUGCCCAAUCACAGAAUACACAGAGCUAUGGGCCUGGCCACGAUAGAGGUCAUGCAGGCCAUGCAGCGCACAUGGAGCAACUCGAAGGUACGAGUGAACGGCAAGACCAGGCAGAUGCAGUGGAGGGACAUGUUCGACAUAGCAGUAAAAUGGAGGAGGAUUGCAGACCCAGAUCAGCCAGUUCUGUGGCUGGAUCAGAUGCCAGCAAGGAGCCUCAGCAGAGGCUUCAACAACCACAUCAAUCUAAUCAGAGGGCAGAUCAUCAACAUACGAUAUUUGGAUUACUUUGACAAUAUACUCAACUUCGUCAAAGACAGGAUAUUGGUUUACCAUGGGGCGUAUAACCCUCAAGGGCUGCUGGAAGUAAGACAAGCACUGGAAAGUGUCAAUAAAGUGGAGGACCUUCUCCCUAUCAUGAAGCAGUUUAACAGUAAAACCAAGGAUGGCUUCACUGUAAACUCCAAGGUGCCCAGUAUAAAAGACCCUGGGAAAGAGUAUGAUGGAUUCACCAUCACCAUCACAGGAGACAGGGUGGGGAAUAUGCUGUUCUCCGUGGAGACACAGACAACUGAGGAGAGAACGCAGCAGUACCAGUCCGAGAUUGAGUCCCUCUACAAAGACCUCACCGCCAAGGGCAAAGCUCUCAUGCUCUCCACUGAGCUCGGGGAUGCUGAUGCUGUGUGCAAUUUAAUCCUGUCCCUGGUUUAUUACUUCUGUAACCUAAUGCCUCUGUCCAGAGGUUCGAGUGUUGUGGCAUACUCCGUUGUUAUGGGAGCACUCAUGGCGAGUGGAAAAGAAGUAAUUGGGAGAAUUCCAAAGGGAAAGCUGGUAGAUUUUGAAGCUAUGACAACACCGAACCCUGACGGCUUCAGUGAAACAGCCAAGAGCUGGAUGAGUCUAAAGAGCCUUCCAGUGUGGUACCACAGUCUUCCAUCAGUAGCAGAAACGUUUCCGACAACAAGAACCAUGAUCGAAGUCCUGAACACAGACUCGACGUCGCACUGUCCGAAGAAGUCCUAACGCUGCUCCUCCUGACGUGAACAAAGGCUGCUCUCUUCACGCUUUUUCUCUGCUUAUAGUCACAGGAUGGGCUUUAUCGGGCCUGCACUCUUCCAAGAAGCACAACUUUUAAACAUGUUUCUGUUUAGUUUUGGGCUAACCCCCGCAUGACCCGCUGCUUGUAUGAGUAUGAUUCAGUAUAGGGGGAAACACUGUGAAACACACAACUGAGGUGAGGUAUUUUUCAUUUUUUAGUUAUUCUUUUUAAUUGGCAUUGAUUGAAUAGUUUGAUUCGAGUGCUACAGUUAGCCAUGUCAUUAAGCAAUACUGACAUCACCUCCUCAUGCAACUCUGCUGUUCCUGAGAGUUGCAAAUUUGGAAUUAUAAUCUGAAGGAAUGUAAAAUGUCACUGCUAGAUCCAUGCUCUGGACCUCAUUUCCCAAAAGUUACAGCCCUCAGUAAUUGAUGCCAACCGUUUUUCCCCCUCAGCAAUUACAUAAAACGGGUGGUGGUCAUCAAAGUAGACAGGACUAUGUUUUUCUGAAAGGGAAGAAACCGGAAAACAUGUGAAGCACUGACAACAUUCUUGUUUUGAUGUGAAACUGCAGUCAGUAACAUUCUGUACUAUAAGCAGAGAAAGCGACUGAAAAGGUUUAAACAGAGCUGCCUUUCAGGGCUGCCUAAUUCCUACAGGAAUACUUGAAAAUCUAAAGAUACAAGCAAUCUUUUUUCUCUAUUUUGUGUUGGAGGGUGACUGAGUCAUUGCCAUAUUGAUAUCUUUGGUAAUUGUUUUACUGGUUUGACCAAUAAGGGGUGGGGGCAGGGUGGGCUCCUCAGAGUAUAUGCACUACACAGUGCCAUGAAGUACAAUCAUUCCUGUAUUCUCACUGUUAGGAUGGCUCUUAGUAUAAUUAUUUUUUUUCCAUGUGUUUUUAAUGAUUUGAUCCUCAUCUGUGCCACACACAUUAAAAAUGUUCAGGAAGAAGUCUUGGGGAUUAGUGCAAUUGAACUCAGAAUAAUAGCCACUCUCCUGCAGGGCACACCGAUCUGUGUAGUCUCUGUCUUGACCUCUCCCCUCUUUCUUUUGCUCUCUCCCUCUCUUUCGCUCUCUCUCCCUCCCUCUCACUCUACACAGGUUGUUGUGCCAAGGCACUGUUAUAUUAAUCCUGCACCCCCCC